AUGUCACCAGCUUUGGACUUCAUUGAACCUGUUGCCCUCCCCCACAAGGGUGUAGUCCCUGUCGGAGAUGGCAAGGUCAACGGCAAGUCUGCUGUGGACGUUGCUGAUGGCAAGUGGAAGGACUUCACCUUCCAGCCCAUCCGCGAGUCGCAGAUCGCUCGUGCCAUGGCUCGCCGCUACUUUGACGACCUCGACAAGUACGCCGAGUCCGACAUUGUCAUCGUCGGUGCUGGCUCCUGUGGUUUGAGUACGGCUUAUACUCUGGCCAAGGCCCGCCCUGACUUGAAGAUUGCUAUCAUCGAGGCCAGUGUUUCGCCCGGCGGUGGUGCUUGGCUUGGUGGACAACUCUUCAGUGCCAUGAUCAUGCGCAAGCCUGCUGACGCUUUCCUGUCGGAGAUUGGCGUGCCUUUCGAGGAGGAGGGCAACUAUGUCAUUGUCAAGCACGCGGCUCUCUUUACCUCGACUCUCCUCUCGAAGGUUCUGGCCUUCCCGAAUGUGAAGCUCUUCAACGCUACCUCCGUUGAGGACUUGAUCUCUCGCAAGGAUGAGAGUGCUCUCGGCGGUCUACGCAUUGCCGGUGUUGUCACCAACUGGACCUUGGUCGCCAUGCACCACGACGACCAGUCCUGCAUGGAUCCUUCGACCAUCAACGCCCCAAUCAUUGUCAGCACCACUGGCCAUGACGGGCCCUUUGGUGCAUUCUCUGUCAAGCGACUUGUCUCCAUGGGUGCCAUUGAUAAGCUGGGCGGCAUGAGAGGUCUCGACAUGAACACUGCCGAAGACGCCAUCGUGAAGGGUACUCGAGAAAUCGUGCCCGGUCUGAUUGUUGGAGGUAUGGAGCUGAGUGAGGUCGACGGAGCCAACAGAAUGGGUCCAACCUUCGGCGCUAUGGCACUGUCUGGUGUUAAGGCUGCGGAAGAGGCCUUGGCCGUCUUCGAGCUGCGUAAGAAGCAGAAUGCGAUCUAA
Molecule: messenger RNA, 966 nt
Organism: Neoarthrinium moseri
Lineage: Eukaryota; Fungi; Ascomycota; Sordariomycetes; Amphisphaeriales; Apiosporaceae
Exons: 2
Coding region: 1-966 (321 amino acids)
Biological process (GO): thiamine biosynthetic process
Source: RefSeq, a predicted model, not a curated record